AUGACACUGUCUGUGGUAGGAAAGCAUGCCAUUAUCACAGGUGGUGGCUCAGGGAUCAAUCUUGCAUUUGCAAAGAAGCUCCUCUCUCGCGGAUGUUCCGUCUUAAUCGGUGACUUGGGCCUUCAGCCAGAAGCCCAGGAGCUUCUGAAGCAAUAUCCACACGAGCCAUCGAAGCCGCCAUCUGCUUCCAGGCCGGCUGCACUGUUCAAGAAGACGGAUGUGAGAUCUUGGCCACAGCUCACAGAAUUGACUAGGACAGCCGAGGCAGCUUUCCCACAAGUCGACAUUGUCGUACCAGGCGCCGGAAUCUUCGAUCCCAAAUGGAGUUCUUUCUGGGAGCCGCCAAAGUCCGCAACAAAUCCAGAUAGCCCAUCAAGAGACGACGCGCAUGGCGAUCCGGGUCAUUAUGCCGUGAUCGAUGUUAAUUUGGUACACCCCAUACGGCUGAGCCAGCUCGCCAUUGCACAUUGGACCUCGCGGCGAAUUCCGGGCUCGCUACUCGUAGUCGGCAGCAUGGCUGGAUAUCUAUACGGCCUCGGGACGCCUUUGUAUUUUGCUAGUAAACAUGGCGUCCACGGGUUCGUUCGAAGUCUCGGUUAUUUACGAGAAACGGCUGGUAUUCGAACGGCGGCGAUUGCGCCAGGCGCUGUAAAUACACCACUUUUAACCGACGACCCAGAAAGAAGAAGCGCGUUAAGGCAAGACUUGGCAGCAAGCCCUGAGGAUAUUGCUGACGCCAUGUUGGAAAUGCUGGAGGAUCCUCAAUAUGGUGAUGGGACGAUAUUCGAGGCGACGGCUGAGGGGACGAGGGUUGUGCCCGCGUUCAACGCCCCUAUGCCAGAGUUCAAGGAUGGAGCUAUAGCAACGUACAUGGUUGAAGUAGAGAGGCGAUUGAUAAAGAAGAUUACGGAGGAAGGCCUCAAGGUUUGA
Molecule: messenger RNA, 930 nt
Organism: Trichoderma breve
Lineage: Eukaryota; Fungi; Ascomycota; Sordariomycetes; Hypocreales; Hypocreaceae
Product: short chain dehydrogenase domain-containing protein
Exons: 3
Coding region: 1-930 (309 amino acids)
Cellular component (GO): cytoplasm
Molecular function (GO): oxidoreductase activity, acting on the CH-OH group of donors, NAD or NADP as acceptor
Source: RefSeq, a predicted model, not a curated record